AAAGCAAGAAGGACCCAUCGAUCGAUCCAGACGCAGAGUUGGAAUUUGGGAUUUGCAUCGAAUCGCAGAAUCUAGGGUUCGUUGGGAAGCAAUGGCGCUGAGGAGGUUCUACAACGAGAUAAAGGGGAAGAGGGUGAGCGAGAUCCCGGAGCACGUGAAGCCCUUCCUGUCGCUCAACUACAUCAAGAAAACAAUCCAGAGAGGCAUGGACAAUUACCACGCCAAGUACAUCGAAACCAGUUCCCCUGAACCCCUCUUCCAUGUCUGCUAUGGCGGCAUGAUCUUCUCCUACCUCGUCGCUCUCCCCCACGAGCGACGCCACCUCGAGCACAUGCAGCAUCACGCUCAGAACCACUGAUUUUCUUUUUUCGGGAUCUUCGUCCUUGAAAUUGAGGUGGUUGGCUUGCUUGAUCUUUGUUUUAAAAUUUUAAAAAUCAAGGCAGAAAGAAACUGUCAGCUUCUAUGUAUUUCAUCGGUUGGAUGAUAAAAUAAGUUCUAUCUGAAUCAAUACUCAAUUUUCCUGCACUUAAUGUUAAUUGAAUUUGUGAAAAGAGAACAUACAUUUUUAUUUGAUUCUGUCGCAUAAUUAUCUUGAUGUGGUGAUUUUA
This is a messenger RNA of Cajanus cajan (pigeon pea), 608 nucleotides long. Its product is annotated as ATP-dependent RNA helicase. The record is from RefSeq and is a predicted model, not a curated record. Lineage: Eukaryota; Viridiplantae; Streptophyta; Magnoliopsida; Fabales; Fabaceae.